Messenger RNA from Eucalyptus grandis, 1639 nucleotides. RefSeq names its product omega-hydroxypalmitate O-feruloyl transferase. The transcript is spliced from 3 exons. The record is from RefSeq and is a predicted model, not a curated record. The coding region runs from base 143 to 1435 and encodes 430 amino acids. NCBI's taxonomy places the organism in Eukaryota, Viridiplantae, Streptophyta, Magnoliopsida, Myrtales, Myrtaceae. Gene Ontology annotation, molecular function: acyltransferase activity, transferring groups other than amino-acyl groups.
UGAACAUAUCAGUCCAUCACCUACUUCCUCGGUCUAUAUAAAUUGUCAUUCCAUCUUCCUUCUCGCACUGCGUAAAGAAAACAACCAGUCUUGCGAACUGUUGUAUCUAAGUGUAUGCGCUAAAAGCUUUUCAAAAGUGAUAAUGGAGGCAUUAACAAUCAACGGCGGCAACAUGACUGUUCGGAAGUUCGAGCCCGUCAUGGUCCAUCCCGAGUCCGAGAUCCCCAACGGGUUCUACUUCCUGUCCAGCCUCGACCAGGCCAUUCCCUUCACGGUGAAGACGAUCUACCGCUACGAGAAAGGCAGCGACAUUGUCGGGGACGUGCUCAGACAAGCUUUGUCGAAGGUUCUGGUCCAUUAUUAUCCAUUUACUGGCUCCAUGGCCAUGAGCCCUGAAGGGGGCUUCAUCGUGGAGUUGACAAAGAAGGGCGUGCCAUUUGUAGAGGCGGAGGCUGAUUGUAGCAUGAACAUGCUGGGCGAUAUCCGAGUUCCCGAUCCCGACGUCACCAACAAACUUAUUUACUCCGAUCCCAAGGCCAAAACCAUAUUCGAAACACCCUUACUAACUGCACAGGUGACGAAGUUCAAGUGCGGUGGAUUCACUCUGGGAGUUGGAAUGUACCACAGCCUGGUCGACGGCGUCUCCGGGAUGAACUUCGUCAACUCGUGGGCCCAAAUCGCAAGAGGGAAGCCGGUGACGACCGUCCCUUUCCACGACCGGACCCGGCUGAAGUCGCGGGUGCCGCCCCAGAUCAAGUACCCCUACGACGACUUUGUACAGAUCGCCGACGCGUCGGACACCGAGUCGCUGUACCAGCGAGACCCGCUGGUGCACAAGCUCUUCGUCUUCGACGCCGACAGGAUCGCGGCAACCAAGAAGCUGGUGCUGUCCGAGGGGAAGGUGAAGUGCUGCUCGAGCUUCGCGGCCGUCACGGCGCUGGUGUGGCGCGCGUGGAGUGAGGCGCUGAGGAUGAAGCCUCACCAACUGACGAAGCUCCGCAUAAUGGCCGACUUCAGGUCCAAGUUCGAGACGGAGACGCUGCCCGAGCAUUAUUUCGGCAACGCCGUGGUCACGACCGCGAGCCUUUGCUCCGCGGGGGAGCUGCACAAGAGGCCCAUCUCGUUCGCUGUCGAGCAGAUACAGAAGGCGCUCGAGCUGCUGGACGAGGAGUACGUGCGGUCGAGGAUAGAUUUUGUGGGUGUGUACAAGCCGCAGCUCUCGUCGGUGGGCACCUUGGUGAUCAGCUCCUGGACUCGGCUGGCCUACGGGAUGUCCGACUUCGGGUGGGGCGGCCCGUCGCAGUUCGGGUGCGGGGACCUGGGGAGGGAGCUGUGCGUGUACUUCCCGGAAGGGGACGGGAAGAAGGGGAUCGCGGUGGUGCUGGCUUUGCCUCUCUCGGCCAUGAACGCCUUUGAAGAGCUGGUCCAAGUUUAAAGACUGAGUGAUAAUAAGUCAAUAACGAUUUUUGAUUUCAAAUGUUUCUUGUAUAGAUUGAGAUUUAUUGUUUGAUAUUAAUUGUAAUUAAAGCUUAAUUGCCUCUCGCCCUGUGUAUAAGGGAGGGCUUGUAUUCUUCAUUUGCUAAUGUGAAAAUAUCACAUUGUCCUCUAUUUUAUCACAAAUCAUAAAUAUCAAGUUGGU